AUGGGCAUCCACGCUGUUAGCGUCAUGCUAGAGGCUCAUAAUAGAGAUGCCCAACAUGCUACUAUCGCCAAGUUCAUUCAAAAUGAACUUGACGCAGAACGCGAGAAAGUAUCCUUGCUUCACCAACAAGGUUCUCAACAAGCAAAGUUGUUGAGAGAACAGGGUGCUCAACAGUUUGAACUGUCGAGACAGCAGCAGGCUGCUGCUGGUGGGUCGAUGCAUUCGCGUCGACCCGAAACCUUGAAGAUUGACAUCUCCAAGUAUAGGGGAGUCGAAGAGGGCUCCCUCUUGAGAUGGUUCGUCGAAUUGGAUGACGCCAUAAGGGCGCGUCGCAUCGACGACGGGGAUAUGCAAGUUGCAUUUGCCCAGUCAAAUCUGGCAGGACGUGCCAAGACUUGGGCACUGGGGCUCAAGUUGCACGACCCAUAUGCGUUUGGGUCGUUGGAAGUCUUCAAGUCGCGGCUCAGACAAACGUUUGAACCGCCUAGAGCUGAGUUCAGAGCUCGAACCGAACUCUUGAAGCUCAAGCAGGGUAAGCGUGAUGUGCAUGUCUGA
This is a messenger RNA of Peronospora matthiolae, 555 nucleotides long. The record is from the annotation of a GenBank genome assembly. Lineage: Eukaryota; Oomycota; Peronosporomycetes; Peronosporales; Peronosporaceae.